This is a messenger RNA of Sphaerulina musiva SO2202, 3003 nucleotides long. Its product is annotated as microtubule associated protein. Lineage: Eukaryota; Fungi; Ascomycota; Dothideomycetes; Mycosphaerellales; Mycosphaerellaceae. Gene Ontology annotation, cellular component: cytoplasm; mitotic spindle midzone; spindle. Gene Ontology annotation, biological process: microtubule cytoskeleton organization; mitotic spindle midzone assembly. The transcript has 2 exons. Gene Ontology annotation, molecular function: microtubule binding. The record is from RefSeq and is a predicted model, not a curated record. Bases 247 to 2637 code for a protein of 796 amino acids.
GCUGACAUCUCGGAGACCACGACGACAUCCCUCCUCUGCCACCCUGUCCGCAUACAGUCUCAAUAUCACACACCCACUCACGCACGCACACAAACACCGUCGUCGCCGAACGGAGCAGCGCAGCCUGGUCGACACGGUCGCGAAAAGUGCUUCGGCAGCGCGCACCCAAACAUUCCACCAUUCCAUUCCUUUGAUGCCGUUCCGAUAAGAUAGUAGCUCGCAACGGCGGAGCCCACACUUUGUGCAAUGGAUACCUCGUACUUGUCGCAGCAGGUCACCACUAUCAUUGAGCGUCUGCAUGGCUUCUUCGACGACAUUGGAGUGGCCAGUCAUGAGCGCGACUCCCGCGAAUCAGAGCUCUUCUCCGCCCUCUCGGAAACACUGCACAGCCAGUUGAACCUCGUCGCAAAGGAAAAGCAUGACCUUACCGAAGAGGCACAGCGCCUCAUCAAGACGAUCCGGCAGAUGGAGCGAUCCCUAGACGACACCCGACCCAAGGACGACUACGAGGCGGAGAAUGACGGACUCAAGAUCACAUUUCCACUGCUGAACUGCAUUGAGCGACUCAAGCAGAAGCACCACACCAUGGCGAAGCUGCACCGCGAGCGCUAUGAACAAGUCAAGAAAUUGGUGGACGCCCUCGAGUCGUAUGCUUCACAUCUCGAGCCGUCUUUCGUGAAGAUCAAGCUGCCGCCCACGGCACCCAAAGCCGAGAUACCUCCUUCGUUCGAUCUCUCCCCAACCUACGUGACGAAGCUGGAUAACGAGUUCACUCGUGUCUACGACGAGUACAACAAGCGUGUGGCGCAAGUCGCCCAAUAUGGCGACGACAUCAUCAACCUGUAUUCCGAGCUCGGUGUGCCACAGGCUCAAAUUGACAGCCAAAUCGUGCAGUUUGCUCGUAAUUCACCAGAGCAACUGGGCCUGCACAAGGAAGACUUGCAGCGUCUGGGGAGCAAGCGCGAUAAGCUCAUCAGCGAGAAGCAACAACGUGAAAAGAAGCUGAAAGACUUGCGCGCCGCUGUGGACGGACUGUGGGAGCGUCUGGGGGUGGACGAGAGCGAACGCAAGCAGUUCCUGGCGAGCAACCGCGGAGUAGGCAUUCGACAGAUCAAUGAAUUCGAGGAUGAGCUUGCCAGACUGAACGAGCUCAAACGACAGAACUUGCACAUAUUUGUCGAGGAUGCAAGGUUUAAGCUUCAGGCGCUGUGGGACGGCUUGUACUUCUCCGAGGAGGAGAUGCUGGACUUUGCGCCUGCCUUUUCCGAUGUGUACUCGGAUGCGCUCUUGUCGGCUCACGAACAGGAAAUUGCGCGACUAGAAAAUCUCAAGGAACAGCGUGCGCCCAUUUUGGCCGCAGUAGACAGGCACCGAAGUCUCAUACAGGAUCGCGAAGAUCUGGAGAAGAGUAGUCAGGAUGCAUCUCGACUGAUGUCGAAGGGCGCCAAGGGAGAGAAGCGUGAUCCUGGAAAGUUGUUACGUGAAGAAAAGCAGCGGAAGCGCAUCACGAAAGAGUUGCCCAAAGUGGAAGCAGACCUCCGGAAGACAUUGGAAGACUGGGAAGACGAGUAUGGCCGUCCUUUCUGUGUCCAUGGCCAACGAUACCUGGACGAGCUGGAGGCAACACAGGCGAGAGCUCCCCCGCCACGCAGCAAGACCCCAAAUGCUCUUUCCGGUACCCGAGAUGCGCCCAAGAGCGCUGGACGAGAUAGCAGACCAAAUUUGGCACAGAGUAAAAGUGCAGGUACCCUGCGAGGCGGCAAUCCGACACGAAGCAAGACACCCACUGCUCAUUCCAAUCGCAACCCAUUGGCCGCCUCGACAAUAGGCCACUCCGGUAUCAGUGCUUCAAUGCUUGGCGCAUCUGUAGCAGGCUUUGGAUCUGUCCGUGGAAGUCCAUCAAAGAUCCCUGGGGCUUCUGGCUCACGACUCCCUAUGGGAAUCCUGCCCAAUGGCAGCAACUCGCCCGAACGCCGCGAGAGGAGCAACAUGACAGCGAGUCAUGAGACGGACUUGAAUCGCACAUUGCGUGGCAAUAUGGGUCCUCCCCGUGUACCUCCGCCCAAGAUGAAGGACAUCUUCGUACCGCCCACCCCGACGCCUAUUGGCAGUAACAAGGAGAACGGCCUGGACCUGGAGCGAUCGGGGAGUGUGCUUCGUCAUCUGGAGACAGAGGAUCCCUACGAUGACCGACGAUAUCAGAACAACCAUUACUCCAGCAUGCACUCGUUGUCAUCUCAUGGGUCUCGUGGCCAUGCGCAUAGCCGAUCUGUCGACUCGUUCGCUUCAUCAACGUCUCGACCAAUGAGUAGGCAGGAGUAUCCACUGGCACCGCCUAUUUCUCGUCAAAGCAGUAAUACGUCUUCCAUUAUGAGCGGAUCUCAGGUUAGCGGCAGCGAGAAUUGGGAAACCUAUGACAGUACUUCGGAGAAUGACGAAUCUGAUGCGAAGGAGGCAUACUAUGCCAAAGUCAAGCAUCAGCAAAAUCAGAUGCGGCAAACGAUCAAGAGACCUGGGACAGCUUCUGGUCAGCUGGGCGGCAUCAAGCGCAUACGGGAACAGCCCAUAGCUGAAGAAGGACGGGACGGUAGCGAAGCAGGAUGGACAGAUGAUGGCAGUGUCGGUGAGACUUAUUGAUCUCGUGUGUCCCGGUAGUAGGCUGGCUGUUUUGAACACGAAUCGCGAGAUUCACAGGAUUGCAUGGCGUUGGCAGGCGCAAAUUUUGGAAGACAACGGUACCAAGAUGGGGGGCAAGGCGUGACGGUCUUCUGCUUCUUCUUUGGCUUGUUGCGACUAUGGAGUAAUAGGAGGAGCCUUGACGCGAACCAUGAGCCCCUUCCCCUCCUUCCAAACGAUAGCUGUGCGGGCUGACCCUUUUCUUUUCCUUUUAUGAGACAACGUGUCCUUGACGGCUGGGACGGACUCUGUACACCUAUUUUCUGGAGACAACGAGGGUAUGAAUUAUAGUAGAUAUCUUUACAAAUGUGCACUUUUCGAUUCUCC